This is a messenger RNA of Drosophila erecta, 1967 nucleotides long. RefSeq names its product glycerophosphodiester phosphodiesterase 1. Gene Ontology annotation, molecular function: phosphoric diester hydrolase activity. Gene Ontology annotation, biological process: lipid metabolic process. The record is from RefSeq and is a predicted model, not a curated record. The transcript is spliced from 6 exons. NCBI's taxonomy places the organism in Eukaryota, Metazoa, Arthropoda, Insecta, Diptera, Drosophilidae. The coding region runs from base 279 to 1271 and encodes 330 amino acids.
AAUUGAUAAGCCCAAGCAGCGAUAGAAAACUGGCUGAGAAAAUGUACGGAGCGUAUAUUGUGCGAAAUUUGAUUUGUUUUUUCGACGGCUAUUAUUGAAAGUAUCUGUUCAAAAAGUGUCCCUUUGUCAUAAGAAAACUCAAGCCGCCUGCACGGAAUAGAAAAUUUCUGCCCACUCGAAGAAACAGCACAUAAUCGAAAGUAUCCGAGGAGGGAGUGGCAAGUGGUGCACCAGCGGGUGGUGGUGGCUGCACGCAUUCUAUUUAGGUUCUGUGCUGAAUGUCCUAUUGGCGCUUGUUGUGGCUGGCCCUCAAAAUGAUUUACCAGCUGUUGUGCUGCUCCGUGAGCCUGAUCUUCUUCUGCUUCAACGUAUUCUGGCUAUUUUGCAACCUGGCUAUCCCUUGGUGCACGCUCACCUUGCUCGUUGUCUGCAUCGCCUCCAAGUUCGUCAAGCUGCAACGAAGUCCCAACGAGAAGCGACUACUAAGCCUUCUUAGUUCUCCAGAGGAAUGGCCCAGUUACUGGCCAAUCGCCAACCGGGCGGCCGGCUUUGAUGCGCCCGAAAACUCCAAGGCAGCCAUUAAGAAGUGCCUUGCACGUGGAUAUCGGAACGUGCUUCUGGAUGCCGGCCUCACGUCCUGCGGUGAAAUAGUCGUGGCUAACCCUACGAAAAUAAAUGUUGCACAGCCACUGGGGGAGUUGCAAAAGCUAAACAUCACGGAGCAACACCCAAUGGGGUCACAAUACGAAGCGGAAACGGUGGCUCCCCUCAGGCAAUUAUCCGAUUUCUUGGAGGCGGAGGCUGCUGAGACAACAGUGUUUUUGCGUCUGCACGACAACAGCGCUAGGAUGAUAGACCAACUGCAGAAGUUCAUGACUGCCGACGAGUCGUUUGCCCAGCGCACAAUUGUCAUCAGUCGAUCACCACUAGCCAUUUAUCAGCUCCGAAAACUAAAGCCAGAAAUAAUUUGCGGCCUUUGGCACGAGACCUACUUGUCACUGGCCAUCCUCAAAUCCUCUACACUUAUUACCUCAAUCUAUGGCGCUAUUUUUCGCAACAUAAUUGCCCCCGUGAUUGGAAUAAGCGUAGUUUUUCUCUGCAAAGAUGAGAUUAACUUCCACAUUGCCGAUCUGUGGCGCAACGUGGGCGUCCGUCCAAUAGUCUAUAUGGUUAACUCACCCAACGAGAAAAGAUACUUCCAAAAGACCAUGAAGAUCCAGUACCUAACAGACUCGUUGCGGUCAGAGCCGCACGUCCUUAUGAAAGCCUAAGGAUCCCUGAGGAUUUGAACGAACGAUAACGACUUAGAUCGACGCACAGACAUACACACACUGUUUGCAUUUAGCUGGCAGAGCUUAGCCCUUAAGAAAAACUUAAGUGUUUUUGUAGAAGCUUUAGAAAGUAUUAUCCCAAGCUUAGCGGUACCAGUGAGAUGGAAGUUUUAAUUUGUUAAUUUAUAUGCUUUACCUCUUUUUAGCUAAAGCUUUUAUUCAUAAUACCCGUUACUCGUAGAGUAUAUGUUCUUGAUCAGAAUCAAUAGCCGAGUCCAUCUGGCCACGUUCGUCUGUCCGUCCGUAUGAACGUAGAGAUCCCAGGAUCUAAGAAAGGUACAAAAUUGAAACUCUCACUAGCUGAGUAACGGGUAUCUGAUAGCCGAGAAACUAUCUUGUUUUAUUUACGUCCUGAUUUAUUUAUGUUGUUAUUUUGUUUGACGAGUACUGUAAUUUACUUUAUACGAAAAUGUUCUCAAACUUUGUAUGAUGUACAAUAUUUCUACUAUGUACUCAAAACAAUCAUAUGCCUUAUAUGGCGUAUGAUUUUUGGAUGCUAUAUAUACAUACAACAAGCUUUCCUCAAUUCCCCUUGUUACCCGAAUCCCAAGUGUAAUCAAUCAUAAGGCUAUAAAAUGCUUACCAGCAUUAUAUGUAUAUGUCUAUACCAAAAACCAGAAUUAAUAAAAACUACAU